Fraxinus pennsylvanica is the source of this 1866-nucleotide messenger RNA. Lineage: Eukaryota; Viridiplantae; Streptophyta; Magnoliopsida; Lamiales; Oleaceae. The record is from the annotation of a GenBank genome assembly.
AUGGCAAGAGAAGAAGCUGUUUUAUGCUUCGUGGCUUUCUUUGGCUUCUGGGCUUCUGUAAGGGCUUUGCUUACCCCAAACGGUGUCAACUAUGAAGUGCAAGCCUUGAUGGAUAUAAAGUACUCUUUGAAAGACCCUCAUGGAGUUCUGAAUUGGGAUGAAAAUGCUGUUGAUCCAUGUAGCUGGAGCAUGGUGGGUUGUUCUCGAGAUAAUCUAGUCAUCACGCUAGCAAUUCCAAGCCAAGGUCUGUCUGGCAAAUUAUCUCAUAGUAUUGGCAAUUUGACGCACCUCCAGAGCGUGCUUUUGCAGGAUAAUAGUAUAUCUGGGCCAAUCCCUCAUGAGUUGGGAAGGCUCCAAAAACUUCAAACACUUGAUCUUUCUGAUAACUUGCUUAAUGGAGAAAUUCCCUCUUCUUUAGCUCAAUUGAAGAGCCUCCAAUACCUGAGGUUGAAUAACAACAGUCUCACUGGAGCUAUUCCUUUGUCUCUGGGAAACUUGACUCAGCUGACAUUUCUAGACUUGUCAUUCAAUAAUUUGAUUGGGCCAGUACCAAGGCUUAUUGCAAAAACAUUCAAUGUUUUAGGAAAUCCUUUGAUAUGUCCAACUGGGAAAGAGCCAGCCUGCCAUGGAACUGCACCAAUUCCUCUAUCAUUCACUUUGAAUGAUUCACAAAAUCCGCAGCAAUCAGGAAGGCCAAGUAGUCACAAAGUCGCAUUGGCCUUUGGAUCAAGCCUUGGCUGCAUCUGCCUACUGAUUAUUGGGUUUGGUUUCCUUCUCUGGUGGAGACAUAAACACAACCAGCAGAUAUUCUUCGACAUUAAUGAACAUCAUCAUGAAGAAGUAUGCCUAGGAAACUUGAGAAACUUCCAAUUUAGAGAACUUCAGAUUGCCACAAACAACUUCAGCAGUAAGAACAUACUUGGAAAGGGUGGUUUUGGAAAUGUCUACAAAGGUUAUCUCCAAGAUGGAACAGUUGUAGCAGUAAAACGGCUCAAAGAUGGCAAUAACAUUGGGGGCGAGAUCCAAUUUCAAACAGAAAUCGAGAUGAUCAGCCUAGCAUUGCAUCGAAACCUCCUCAAAUUGUAUGGUUUUUGCUUGACAUCUACUGAAAAACUCUUGAUUUAUCCCUACAUGUCCAAUGGAAGUGUUGCCUCCCGUCUCAAAGCCACACCCCCAUUGGACUGGGGUACGAGGAAACGUAUUGCCGUAGGUGCAGCUAGGGGUUUACUGUACCUUCAUGAACAAUGUGACCCCAAGAUCAUUCACAGGGAUGUAAAGGCUGCAAACAUAUUGCUUGAUGAUUACUAUGAGGCCGUGGUUGGAGAUUUUGGAUUGGCAAAGCUUCUCGACCACAGGGAUUCACACGUCACGACUGCUGUUAGGGGCACCGUAGGGCACAUUGCUCCGGAGUAUCUCUCCACAGGCCAGUCCUCGGAGAAAACAGAUGUUUUCGGGUUUGGAAUUCUUCUGCUAGAAUUGAUCACAGGUCAGAGGGCUCUAGAGUUCGGCAAGCAAGCAAACCAGAAAGGGGCUAUGCUGGAGUGGGUGAAGAAAAUUCACCAAGAAAAGAAGCUUGAUGUACUGGUUGACAAGGAUCUUAAGAACAAUUAUGAUCGAAUAGAACUCGAGGAAAUGGUGCAAGUUGCCCUCUUGUGUACUCAGUAUAUUCCAACCCAUCGGCCGAAGAUGUCUGAAGUAGUUCGAAUGCUUGAAGGAGACGGGCUUGCAGAACGGUGGGAAGCUUCUCAAAGAACCGAGGCUACAAGAUGCAGAGCCAAUGAAUUCUCCUCUUCGGAGAGAUAUUCUGACCUCACGGAUGACUCUUCUCUGCUUGUUCAAGCAAUGGAACUCUCCGGCCCCAGAUGA